Messenger RNA from Nomascus leucogenys (northern white-cheeked gibbon), 2143 nucleotides. It is a transcript of the gene PRR5L, whose product is annotated as proline rich 5 like. Gene Ontology annotation, cellular component: TORC2 complex. The record is from RefSeq and is a predicted model, not a curated record. Gene Ontology annotation, biological process: TORC2 signaling. Lineage: Eukaryota; Metazoa; Chordata; Mammalia; Primates; Hylobatidae.
GUGUUGGCUAUUUGUGGUUUUAAGAAAGCCUGAGGGCCUGAAGGCAGCCCCUGGAGAAGCCCUUUCUGAGGGCGUUCGGAACCUUCUGGUCCUAGAGGUGAAGCUGAACUGUCACCAGGACUUAUGACCCGCGGCUUCGCUCCCAUUCUGCCCGUCGAGUUCCACAAGAUGGGCUCCUUCCGCAGGCCUAGACCGCGCUUCAUGAGCUCCCCUGUGCUCAGCGACCUUCCCCGAUUCCAAGCAACUCGGCAGGCUCUGCAGCUGAGCUCCAGCUCAGCCUGGAACAGCGUUCAGACUGCUGUGAUCAACGUUUUCAAAGGGGGCGGCUUGCAAAGCAACGAGCUCUAUGCCCUGAAUGAAAACAUCAGGCGGCUGUUGAAGAGUGAACUCGGAUCAUUCAUUACAGACUAUUUUCAGAACCAGCUUCUUGCAAAAGGACUGUUCUUUGUGGAGGAGAAGAUCAAGCUGUGUGAAGGUGAAAAUCGCAUUGAGGUUCUGGCUGAAGUCUGGGACCACUUCUUCACUGAGACUCUCCCUACCCUGCAGGCAAUAUUUUAUCCAGUUCAGGGCCAGGAGCUGACUAUCCGCCAGAUCUCCCUGCUGGGCUUCCGAGACCUGGUCCUGCUGAAGGUGAAGCUGGGUGACCUGCUGCUGCUGGCCCAGUCCAAGCUGCCCUCGUCCAUUGUCCAGAUGUUGCUCAUCCUGCAGAGUGUUCACGAGCCCACAGGCCCAAGUGAGAGUUAUUUGCAACUGGAGGAGCUGGUGAAGCAAGUGGUUUCUCCUUUCCUCGGCAUCAGCGGGGACCGUAGCUUCUCAGGCCCCACGUACACGCUGGCCAGGCGGCACUCCAGGGUCCGGCCCAAGGUGACUGUCCUGAACUAUGCCUCCCCGAUAACCACAGUCAGCCGGCCACUGAAUGAGAUGGUCUUGACCCCACUGACAGAACAGGAGGGGGAAGCCUACCUGGAGAAGUGUGGCAGUGUGCGGCGGCACACGGUGGCCAAUGCCCACUCGGACAUCCAGCUGCUGGCCAUGGCCACCAUGAUGCACUCGGGCCUGGGAGAGGAGGCCGGCAGUGAGGACAAGUGCCUGCUCCUGCCACCCAGCUUCCCCCCACCCCACCGGCAGUGCUCCAGUGAGCCCAACAUCACCGACAGCCCUGACGGACUGGAGGAGGGGGCCAGGGGCAGCCAGGAGGGCUCGGAGCUGAACUGUGCUUCCCUCAGCUAAGUCGCCACCCCCAGGCCUUUCCACCUCCUGUUCUGCAACCAGCAUGAGGACCCCUCCAUCUCUGUGGACUACCGAGGGGGGCUCUUGCUGUAUGCGAUGCUGCCUUAUUUCUUUUAGGGCACUGUCCUGGUCAAAACCGUUGUUGUAAACCUCUUUAUUUUGGUGACUGUGACCACUUCUUUGUAGCCACCAAUUGUAGUGACCAAUUGCCUAAUGGUCACUUUCUGACUCCAGCCUUGCCAGCCUGACUCAGAUCCUCAUCUCUGGGCCUUCCCCCCUCCGAUGUUGGACUGCCUGAUGCUCACAAUGACAUAUCCAAUGCCCCUGGCAUUUCUGGAGCAGGAGGUUGUCAGGACCACACACACAACCACCAAGGAUGUGUUGGCCUUUGGAGUUCCCCUUUAGGUUCCUUGUGAUGCGGAGAUUUAUGGGUGAAAAAUUAGUGGAGAGGGAACUCCUCUCCCCCAUUUUGUGUAGAGUGAAAAUAGCCUGCAGCCCCUACUCAGCAGGGCUCUGGGAAUGUGCCUUCCUUAUUUUAGUUUCAGAAUUGCUGGGAAAGUUACCCCACUGGUGGGUGAGGAUCUAUCCUCACCUACAUCCAGAUCCUAUGUGCUGCUUGCACAGAGGCCUUUGGCUUUUGACCCAGGAGGGCUGAGAGGCUGGAGCUGCCCUGUCUUUCAUUGAGCCUCAGCAUUUCCCUCUCAGGCUUCCUCUCAAGCUUAAGGAACUCACCCCCAGAUAAGAAGCUGGUGCCUCUUGUCUCUCUCAUUUCAGAAACCGACUUUUCUCAUCAUGCUUUCCUGUGGUGGGUGUGAGGGGCCAACUGAUACCAACCAACUGGCCUGUACCUGGAUUUGACUUGAAUUUUUAAAAUGUGUAUCGUUUCAAAAAAAAUGUUUGCAAAUUUUGCACA